Dufourea novaeangliae is the source of this 1639-nucleotide messenger RNA. It is a transcript of the gene eIF3j, whose product is annotated as eukaryotic translation initiation factor 3 subunit J. Gene Ontology annotation, molecular function: translation initiation factor activity. NCBI's taxonomy places the organism in Eukaryota, Metazoa, Arthropoda, Insecta, Hymenoptera, Halictidae. The coding region runs from base 128 to 856 and encodes 242 amino acids. Gene Ontology annotation, cellular component: cytoplasm; eukaryotic translation initiation factor 3 complex. The record is from RefSeq and is a predicted model, not a curated record. The transcript has 6 exons.
CGCCACACGCUCUCCUCGCGCAGUAUGGCCCGCUCGAUUCCAGUCGGUAUCCGUUUGACCACGUUAGCUCAAAAAGGUUUUCGUUCAUUCACAAACGAAAUUGUCCGCAAAUAAUCCAGAAUUCACCAUGGAUGACGAAUGGGAUGUCGAAAACGCUCAGGCGAAAUUCGACCUCGCUAUUAGAUCAAACAAGUGGGAGGGCGAGGAUGAAGAAGAAGACGUCAAGGAUAGUUGGGAAGAUGUAGAAGAAGAGAAAAAAGAUGAAGAAGAGAAGAAAGACGUAGAGAAACCUGCGGAAGCACCUAAAGCAAAGCCAAAGCCGAAGAAAGCUUUGGCAGAAAGAAUUGAAGAACGGGAGAAAAAAGCAAGAGAGGAAGCGGAAAGGAAAGUAAAAGAAAAAGAAGAAGCAUUAACACCAGAGGAGAAAAGGGCAGAACAGCUGAGACGUCAAAGGCUGCAAGAGGAGGCCGAUCUACGUCUUGCCAUGGAGACAUUCGGUGUGACCGAAGAUGGUGCGUUAAGCCUGGACACAGCAGUGCCUGACACAAUGGAAGAGUUCGAGCAGUAUGGAAACGUACUUACGCAAAAACUGAAUCAGUUUGCUAAGCAUCCUGAAUUCCCCCCGUUUGCAGAAGAACUUAUGAAAAAUAUUGCUCUCAAUUUAUCCUCGACAAAUUUGAAGAAAGUGAAAACGCUGAUCGAUAAUCUGUUGAUUGAGAAACAGAAGAUCGAGAAGGGCGAGAAAGCGAAAAAGAGCAAGGGCAAGGGAAAAGCGAAACUGAAUAUUAAGGGUGAAAAUACUCUUUUGAGUGAAUAUGGCGACUACGUUUACGAUGAUUACAAAGAUUUCAUGUAGCGACCUUUUCACCCCAUAUUCUUAUUAUUCCCCAUCCCCUUUUCUAGUCGCCUAAAUACACGCAGAUGGUUAUUAACAUUUUUGCAGAUUUUAUAUCCUUUAUUCUCACUAUAUAUACUCGGGGUGGAUGAGAUAUAGUGUGGUCGUCAAAUGAAUUAUAAGCAUUUCCGGCUUACAGGCGUUGGGAUAAAAGAAUUGACUGAAAUAUGGGGUGUGAAGGGUCUUGGGCUUCACUUACGGUUUUACGAUCUAUCUUAAAUCCUGUUUUAAUUCAACUUACUUCCUAUUUUAAUUUAACAACAGUACACAGCUGAUUGGCGAAAGAAAAUUGAAAAAAUAUUCAGUUCAAAUUUAUGGUUUUGCACAGUGAAUGGUAUAAGCGAGAAUACAACUGAUUAUACGAACAAAAAGAAAUGAAAAUUAUAGAAUAAACAUUCUUCUCACGGAUUUUUCUUUUUUUGGAAAAAAAACCGAAUUUGUCUAUUUAGUGGUGUAUGUAUUCCAGUUCUAUUCGACUCGUAUGUCAAUUCAUUACUAGUUUUAUUUCUGUUGGCAUUGCAAAUAGUAAUUAGAAUUUGUACUUUUCUUAAAACAGAACGCAAUGUCAAUGGCGGACGCGCUUGUUAAAGGUUUAAUUAACGACAACACUAUGUCGUCUCCACCGACUAUACAUACACAAAUAUCUGAUUUCUUUAAUUCUUAAUUGUUAGUUCAAGGUUGCGAAAUGAAAAUGUUUUCCUGUAGGAUUUCUUACUAUAUAAAUACAGAUAUAUAUACAGGGUG